Messenger RNA from Monoraphidium neglectum, 2160 nucleotides. RefSeq lists its product as hypothetical. The coding region runs from base 1 to 2160 and encodes 719 amino acids. The record is from RefSeq and is a predicted model, not a curated record. The transcript is spliced from 10 exons. NCBI's taxonomy places the organism in Eukaryota, Viridiplantae, Chlorophyta, Chlorophyceae, Sphaeropleales, Selenastraceae. Gene Ontology annotation, molecular function: protein binding.
AUGUUUGCGCGUGCCGACUCGGUCAACACGAACCGGCGGUCCUAUCCAAAGCGGCUGCUGGCCCGCGAGGUCGCGCGGUUCAAGGCGGAGCACGUCGGCCCGGGCACCGCGCUGGGGGAGCUGGACCACCCCUCCUACGCGUCGGAGUUCUUCCGCGUGCUGAACCUGCCAAACAUCAGCCACCAGGUCCUGCGGGUCUGGUGGCGCGGCAAGGAGCUGUGGGGCUGCGUCGAGGUGCUGCCCACGCCCUCCGGCCUGCUGCUGUGGCACCUCUACUCUCAGGGCAUCCGCAUCGGCGUCUCCAGCCGCUCGUGGGCGAGCCUCGUGCGCACAAAGUCGGGCGGCUGCCUGGUCGGGGACGACAUGAAGCUGAUAACUUUCGACUUCGUGGUAGACCCGUCAAACAGGGGGGCCAUUCUGCUGCCCCUCGCGCGCCGGUUCAAGCGGCGGCUCCCUGACCAGAGUCGCGCCAUCCAGCUGUCGCACUUGGGGAUAGGGUCGUGCGCCAUGCAGGCCGCGGGGCGCAUGCCGGCGGCCAAGGUGGUGGCUGGCGCGCUGGCUCACAUGCGGCAGCAGCAGGCGGCGGCGGAGCGGCGGGCUCGGCAGCAGGAUGAGCAGCAGGCAGACCAACAGCAGCAGCAGCAGCAACAGCAGCAGCAGCAGCAGCAGCAGCAGCAGCAGACGCGGGGCCCACAGGGGUUCCUAGUGCAGCAGGAGCAGGGCGCCAUCCCGCACGAGGCUGCGUGCCUGCAGCGGGGCAUGGGGGAGCGGGAGGACCAAGAGCAGACGCAGCAGCAGCAGCAGCAGCAGCAGCAGCAGCAGCAGCAGCAGGAUGAAGAGGAUGUGGGAGGGCACCCCGCCGCGCUCGCCACGCGCGACGUCGUCGCGGAGAUCCUGCGCUUCCUCGACACCCCUGCGGUCGGCGCGCUGCGGGCGUCAUGCGCCGCUGCGAGGGCGGUGGUGGACUCGACACUGCACUCGGCCGCGCCGCCGCGCGCGGCCGAGUUGGGAGCCCUGUGCGCGCUGCUGGAGCGGAUGCCGUCGCUGCGGGAGCUGUCGCUCGCGGGCUGCGCAGACAGGGCCCUAUGCGGCUUCCCCACAAUGGCCGCCGCCGAGGCAGCCCUCCAGCCCCUCCGCGCCCUGCUGACUCAGCGCCUGGCGCGCCUCGCGUCCCUAGAGCUGCCGCUCGCGGCGAUGCUCGACCUGGGGGCCCUCGCGUGGGCGCGCGACCUGUCGGCCGGCGUGCACCUGACCGGGCCGGACGCGCGCGCCGCGCUGCGCGCCGCGACUGCGCGGCGCUACUCGGGGGCGUAUAAGGCGCUGGAGCGGGGACCCCAUGCCGUGCUGCUGCUGCCGGGCUGGCUGCUGGGGCCGGACGUGAGGCGGCUGGCAGUGACGCGCGCGAGCGGCGGGAGCGCCGCGUGGCCGGACGACCAGCCGGCGGUUGUGUGGGCGGAGCCCGGCGAGCUGGCGCAGCUGGAGUCCAUCACCAUCGAACAUGUGUGCCUGGUGCACGCGCCGCCGCCCCUGCUGGAGCUGGCGGCCGCACCCGCGUCGCGCCUGCGGGAGCUGCGGCUGCGAUGCUGCCAGAUCAGGCACGUAAGGGACGAGGUGCGGGACCUGACGCGGCUCACAAGCCUUGAUCUGUCAGGCAACUUCCUCAAGUCCCUGCCCGACGGCGUCUCCAGCCUCGCGUCCCUGCGCCGCCUGGACGUCUCAAAAAACUCCCUGGCAACCCUUUGUAACGGCCUGGGCGCCCUGACCGCCCUGGAGGAGCUCGAUGUGUCGUCCAACCAGCUGCUGGCGCUGCCGCGGGCCCUCUGCGGCCUGCGCGGCCUGCGGCGGCUCGUCCUGUCCCACAACUGGCUGAGCGGCGCGGGCGGGCUCGCGGGCGCGUGCGCGGGGUGGCCGAGGCUGACCGAGCUGCGCCUCGCAAACGUGAGCGACAAGCGCGGCGCGCUGGAGGUGCCGGCCGCCGCGCUGGCGACCCAAUGCCCGGAUCUCGAGAUCCUGGACGUGUCCUCCCAGUUCCAGCUGGACGAGUCAUCCCUCUCCGGCCUGGCGGCCUGCCCGCGGCUGCGGCGCCUGGUGGUCGGGUGGCCGGUGCGCGCGGGCGCGGCGCGGCUGCAGGCGCAGCUGCCCGGGCUGGUGGUUGAGUAG